Molecule: messenger RNA, 8943 nt
Organism: Caenorhabditis auriculariae
Lineage: Eukaryota; Metazoa; Nematoda; Chromadorea; Rhabditida; Rhabditidae
Source: the annotation of a GenBank genome assembly
AUGCUUCUGGUGUUGAUCGCCUUGUUGACCGUGCCAUGCCUGCAGAUUGAACUCGGCCAAAGUCCUCGGAAAUCCCUGAUUCCGACUGAAAGACCCGUCCGCGAGGAUGUCAAUAUCGCCGUUGUUUAUCAGGUAUCGUGGAUUUGAUAAAGAUUUAUAGCACGUUCAGGCUAAUAUUCGGAAGAUAGAUGCUAUUUUGAAAAAUAGCCUUUGUAAAAGUUUGGUCAUAAGUUUUUUCGAAAGGAAAAUAUUUUUCGAUAUUUUAAAUCAAUACGGAAAUAAUGCUUUUAUUGAUUCUAACGGAAGCGAGAAGUUUUAUUAUGAAGGUUGAAAAAAGGCUCGAUAGAAAUGUUCCUUUAGGGUGGCAGAGGUUUCUUUUUUGCUGCCUUUUUGUGCCAGUUCAUCGGCUCUUAUGCACCAUUUUUUCUGCCUCUCCUAUUUUCCACCAUUUCUUGAGCUUUUAGAAUCCCAAAAAAAAUUGAAGGCUCGAUCUUUUUGCUGCCAUUUGCUGCCUUUCUGCGGCUUUUCUCGAGCCCCUCCCUUUUAGCGGCCAAUAUCCACCAUUCGGACCUUGCCCGAGAAUAUUGAUCAUCAAUUAUUUUCAACAAGGGCUUCAUCUGCGUUUUUCAGCACUACGCUGGGAGGUCCAAGUCGUACGACAAAGCUUUCAAGGAAGUCAUUCGGAAGAUCAACGACGCCACGGCUGUUUCGUUAGCUUUAUCGCCAAGAAAAAAUAAAACAAAAAUUCUAGGUCCCUGAGAAGACUGGCUCAGCGCUACACGUUCAGCGCCGUCGACUGCAUCCUUCCCACCGGCGCUUUUUUUGUCCGUGAAGUGCUCGACUGUCUUUGCAACAACAUCACUACCAAUAAUGUGGGGCUUCCGAGAAAUAACACUGCUUCCGUGUCAACUCACUAAGAAUGACUGCCGAGAUGAAAGCGAUGUCGGUGGCGGUACAUUGUCUUCGCGUCGAUCUCGCAUUUUUCUCGGCUCGAUUUGUUAAAAAAUUUUAAAGCUUUUUUUUAGCUCGUGAGAAAAACGGAAGUUGCGAUGUUGCGGCAAGAAAAAGCGAAAGAAAUUUUUGAGAUAUUUGUAAAACAAGCUUCGGAAUGUUCAGUGAGGAAAACUUGAUUUUAAAAAACUUUAUCAGGUUACGAGAAACAGGUUUGAUGUGUUCAUGAUCCAGGUAGCCCUCAUCAUUUUCGUCACGGCUUCUGAGACUUACGACCAGACGACAGCCGCUGAACAGUAUUUUCUGACCGCCGCUAGUUACACUGGGAUCCCGAUCAUCGCCUGGAACGCCGACAACGCCGGGUUCACUUUCGAGAAGGUACAAGAGUCGGAGUGACAAAGAAAGUGUUCGAGGUGAACAUCGGCAGAUCUGUUCCAAGCUUCUGUGAAAACAAGGGGCUUAACUAUUUUGAGCCUUACUCAAUGCAAAAAAUAACGUUCAACUUACUCUUCAGGACCUCAGCCCUUACCGCAUCAUCCAAAUGGCUCCUCCUAUCGAGCAUCAGAUUAGGUUUCAUUUUUUUCUUAAUUCUCGAAUGUUCUCAAAUUUACAGAGCAAUGAUUGCUCUUCUGCAACGGUACAACUGGCCCAAAUUUGGUGUUGUGACGUCACGAAUGGCCGGAAGCGAGGAAUUCGUCCAGGCCGUCAAGGAUCAACUAGAAGGCGUCGCUAAUAAAUCUGCCAAGUGAGGAUUCAGAAAACAAGUCAAACUACAGAAAUUUUUUUUACUGCUUUAACCAAUUUUUGAGACUUUUUAAAAAUUUUUUAUAAGCAAGGAAUUUCCAAAUUUUCUUCAAUUUUCUAUAUUUUGAGGUACGAAAUGAUAUACCACUGCCGUAUCGACACGAAAAACGAGACAGAAAUCGAUAACAAAUUGGCUGAAUUGAAGAAAAAUCAAGCCAAAAUUAUUCUACUCUACGCGAAUGCAGCCCAGGCUAUCACUAUUUUCGCGGUUUUUUAUCGAAAUUAAAUUAUCCGAUUUCAAAGAAAACCCAAUCAGAACGCGGAGAAACACGAACUUCUCGGGGAGAACUAUCUCUGGAUCGGCUCUCAAUCCGUCAAAGGAACUCAAAAUAUCGUCAAAGGGGCCGCUCAACCCGGCAUGCUUUGUGUCAACUUUCAUACUGGUCAUUUUUUUUUCAUAUCUUCUUUUUUUUUAAGUUUUUACAAAUCUAAUAAUUAACUCACUUCGAAAAAAACCUAGAUAACAAUUUUCCGCUUCAAGACCUUCAUGAAUUUCGCAUAUGUUCCUUUAACCACCUCAACGAGGAUUUUUGAACAUUUCAUUGAAAGAAAAGUAUGGCUUUGGGGGGCUUUUUGCAUUCAAUAUCACCGACAUAGUGGUAGCUGAUAUAUUCCAGAAAAUUACUUGGGAGUUUCACAUGAAAUGAGGGAAGAAUUACAGUAUCCAACGCAAUGUUCGCUCCAAGGGACGACAUCCUACCGUUGAUCAUUCAGUUGGCUCCCAAGGUUUGAAAAUGAUGUACGAAAUCUUCUGAGAGCUUUUCUAAACAAUGUAAUUCCAAAAAAGAUCAAUUUUUUUCAUUCUACGUGACGCCGAAGAAAAAAGAAGAAAAAAAGUAUUUUUUAUACAAGUUAAACAAUAACUUUUUUUUUGAAAUUUUACUUGUAGGAAAAUAAACGAAAUACUUGUGUUAAGAAGAUAGUUCAAGGUGAAGAACGAAGGCUAGGAAAAGGUGUUCCGAACUCACCAACAAGGAAGAUCAUUUCAGUUUUUGGUUGACGCUUUUCUGGAAAUUGAUCUGGUAUGAGCCUUCUGACCAGUGUUCAGGUUAUCAACCGUAAAGUGAAAUUACCUUCCUACUACUGUACCUUCAAAAGAAGUUCGCUUAAUUGAGUUGUUCGGAGCGGCGUUGCUCCAACUGCGAGCCAACGAAUCGUUUCCGUUGCGGUCAACGGCCGCCUGUAAAUCCGACGACGGACCGCCCAUCUGGGACAACGGCGCCGUUCUCUAUGAGUCAGUUGGUCUCUAGUUGAACUCACUGUUUUGAAACAAAAUAACAGAGAUCCAAAGAGGAGUCAAUAUAGUAGGGCUGUGUGAGAUAGAAAAAGUAUCCUUGGUUUCUUCAAUUUUGAAUAUUUUUUGAAAUAUCUGUUGAAGAAGCCAAAAGGUUCCUCUUUCUAAUUUCUCUGAUUCAUACCGUGGUUCGACAUCCAUGGUCGCAGGUUGUAUGACCUAAAGCCUAAAUGCUUCAGACCAAAAACGGCUUACGUUUGGCCAACAAAAAUGAGGUUUUCAUUUAUCUACCUUUCAUAGGUUGUCAUAUGAUUUCCUGCUCCAAUUCUGAAUUUUUUUUUUCCAAUAACUUCUCCAAUCAGUGCGAGGAAAUUUAUAGACACAUGAAGACGGCUUUCGUGAAAGGGAAUCCGUUCCACGUCGACGACGGCCAUGAUUCUUUCUUCUACACCUUCGAUAAAAAUGGAAGAUUGAAAAACUCCGUUCUUCAAAUUUCCAACCUACGGACCAAUUCCAAAGGAGAGAAACACUGGGAAAAGGUUGGUCAUCUCGCCGUCGGUCCUGUGGUGUAGUGGUUAUCACGUCUGCUUCACACGCAGAAGGUCGCCGGUUCGAUCCCGGCCAGGACCUUUUUGCCUUUUUUUUUCAAGUUUGCAAUGUGGUGGUUUUGAGGUUGGGAUCUUUACCAACAACGAGUUGAAAAUGGCCGAUGUGCAAUGGCCUGGCGAACGAGCGAAUCCGCCACAAGGAACUGCUGAUAAGUUUCAUGUCAAGGUGACGAGAAGACUGAUAGAGUUAUUUAUAGUUUAGAGCCGGGAAAAUGAUUUAGCACCCAAUAAAAUGUAUUUGAUGAACUGUUAACUUCGGUCAAGAUUCGAAGGAUCAGAGAUUUUUCAUGAAAGUGGUCUGGAAACUAUUGUCUUUUUUAAAAAUCCGUGCGACAAGCUAGAGGUGUUUCAUUUCCAGAAUAAAGAAAUUUUGAACGUUUUCGAAAUUUUUUUCUGCCUCCAUUUUCUCUUGACCUUUCCCCCAAUAAAUGCAAGAUGAAGAGUUGGACAAAAUGAAUAUCAGAUUUGAGGUCGUCACAUUACACGAACCGCCCUUCAUCACCGUUUCCGACGUGGAUCCCGACACUCAAACUUGUCCGGGGAACCAGGUGAGGUUAGGAAGUCGUGAAAGAUUGAAGAAUACAGAGAAAUCACUUUACAAAAAAUUUAAUUUAAAAAGGCCCAAAAACGCGAAUCGACCUGCUCGGGCCUCCGUAACAGAAACCGGACGUUUUCGAGCACUUCUAGGGUCCACUUAAAAGUUUUGACGCUACUAAAGGGGUCACUAGAAAUGCUCCGCCUCGGGUUACCAAGGUUCGAGAGGUUAGGAAAACUUUUUCUUGUUGUCCAUGGAGCGCAUAAGCUAUUUUUCCCGUAGUUCAUUUUGUUCCUUGUUUUUUUCACAUUUUGAUACAAUCCGAUUUCAAUGGAAAAACCACUAGAAAGAUCCCAAGUUAAUUUUUCUGAUAACGGAGCGAACCUUCCGCAGUUUUCCUUUUUUUUUCUUCUCACCUUCAAAUCCCCACAAAAAAAUAGCAUAACUUCCUUAGGGCUCGAUUUGCGACUGGGGAGACGAAGAGUACGAGCCGGAGCCUGGGAUCAAAAAGUCAAGCAAAAACUGAAGAUUUGAACUAAAUAAUUUUGGAUUUUCUCAGGAACCGAACACUCUGGAAGUGUUGCUCAGGUUAUUGUGUCGAUCUACUGAAUAAAUUGGCCGGAGACAUCGGCUUCACUUACACUCUGUACAAGGUCCGGGAUGAGAAAUGGGGAUUGAAAACGGUGAAGAAAAAGAAUUAUUGAAUAAUUGGAUGGGAGUAACAGGAAAACGGUUGGAAUGGAUUGAUUGCGGAUCUAACCAAUAACAAGGCAGACAUGUGUGUCACGUCUUUGAAGGUCUAAUUUUCCUGAAAAUUCAAAAAAAGAAAGUUUUUGACUUUCAGUUGAACUCGGAAAGAGCUCGUGAUAUCGAUUUUUCCCUGCCUUUUCUGGACACCGGCAUAUCGAUUAUUGUGAAAAUCCGCAGCGGAGUUCUCAGUCCAACGGCUUUUUUAGGUAUUUAAGUAUAAAAAGGAAAAGUUGUGAGACAAUAAAAGUUCAUUUUGGAAUAAAAAAUCUAAAUGAGAAAGGGGGGAAUCAAAGGAAGUUUGUUCAGUUGGAACAUGAAAAAGUUGAACGAAUUUUACUUUAGUAAAGUAUCCUGUAAACCAAAUCCAAGCCCCUUUGGGUUUUUUCUUUGAAACCCUUGAAAGGCUUUGUCGAAGUUAUCGGAAAAGGGCCAAAAAAUUGUGCAUUUCUAUAAAGUUUUGCCGAAGUUCUCACUCGAUGAUGGUCGAUUGGCCCUGAAAGUCAAAAAAAACGGUCUCAAUUUUUUUUUCACAGAUUCAUCUUGUCUAUGAGUCUGCUUUGGGUUAUAUCAAUUUCAUGCCUUUGUUCUAUAAGCUUCUGAAUUUAAUCUAGAAUAGGUCUGAAUGCUGCUCGUUAAGGCACCAUUUGAGCGUUUCAGUGUCCAAUGAAUCAUUGGCAAUUUUAUCUCAUAUCCCAAUCUAGGGACCGCAGACGAAUUUUCAAAAAAUUUUUUUCAGCAUUGAGUUUUGUAUGGUUUGAUAGCUGUUUCGAUUUAAAACUCAGAACCGUUUAGUUUUUCAAAAAAGAUUGAGGAUGAAAAAAGUUAUGACGAAAAAUGUGGCGCGCCGCGCACCAUUUUUUUAGUACUGAAAUUUUGGUAUUAUCCAUUUUUGACAUUUUUCUCGAUUUUUCUUCUAAACAAGUUUUGAUACUGGUUUAUUAUGAUGUAACAAAUCAUAAUGGAGUGCUAAAAUAAUUGAAAUUUGCUAGUUUGCCGAAAAAGUCGGUAUUUUCCAGAAAACAAAAAAACUGACGCUUGCGGGCAUCGAACUCGCGACCUCAAAAUGAAUGUUCGCAGCGCACGCGCUGCGCCAAGCUGUCAGGUCUUGCAAGGGGAGCCUCCAUCCGCCAUACCCUUGAGCCAUUUAAAUAGCACAGAUUGCCUAUUUCAAAAAAAUAAAAAAACUUGAAGUAAUUCAGCUAUUUUUUUAUCAGAAUAUGUUCGCAAAUCUUCACUCAAACUUUCCGUGAAAAUUCACUUCGAAAAAAAACUGUUUUUUUAGUGCUUUUUUUCCUCGUUUAACGAUCGCUGCCUUAAAAACAGCCCCGUAAAAUUUUUUUGGCAAAGACGAAUUUUUUUAUUUUAUUCUUUUUAAUUGAAAGAUUUUUUUACUAAUAAAUGUAUAUAAUCGUUUGAAAAAAACCUGCGUUCGAUCGCUUUCUGUGUGAUAAACGCCGCUAAUUUUUAUUCUCUAGUUUCAAGAGCAUUUUUUUGCGUAUUAAACAACUAUUUCAAGCACAGAUGCUGUGGAGAAAUAUUUAAGUAAGCCCAUGGUCUAAAUUUUUGAAAAAAAACUCGAUUAUAUUCGCUUAUUAACGAUAUUUUGAAUUAUGACUUUCGGCACUCCCUAAAAAUUUUUUUGGCAAAGACGAAUUUUUUUAUUUUUAUUUUUUUAAAAAUUAUCUUUACUUGAAUCAAAAAUCAAUAUUUCAAAAAAAGAAAGAGUGCGUUCGACCUGAAAACACAUGAAAAAAAGCAAAAAAUGACAAAUUUUUUUAGUUCCAUUCACGUUUUUGUACGACAUUCCGCGAGAACGCAUCAAAAAAGCGUGAAAUAUUUUUUAAACGAAAGAGGAAGCUUUUCUGUACAUGUGUGUCAAAAUUUAUUAUCCAGUUCUACAUAUUUUGCCACUACAACAAAAUGAAAGUUGAAAACCAAAAAAAAGCCACUUUUUCUAUCGCGAAAAGGGGCGUGGCUUUGCGGUCCCUAUCCCAAUCAUUCGUUUUCAAUGGAGAUCUCAAUUAUCGAUUCCGCACUUCAGAACCUUUCGAAUACUCGACAUGGGUCGUUAUUUUAUUCGUUUGUAUCCACGUGGCCGCCAUCUCGAUUUUCGUUUUUGAAUGGGUCUCGCCUUAUUCUUUCAACAUGCAGAAGUACCCGCCGCCAGGUGAAGCCAUUUCUGCAAACGGAACACGAAAAACGGACUUUGAUUUUGAAAAAAGGAAAACUUUUUUAAACCUUCAAAUAGGCUUUUUUUGAAUCAAAAAAGCUAGUUGCCCUUUGAUUAUGUCAUGAAUUGAAUGAAAAUUUUGGUAAAUAAAAGUUUCAUUUGCAGUUUUCCAUUCGAUCCUUGAGAUGAAGUCGAAACUGAAUUUGGAAAACUUUUGUCUCUCUUUGAACUCAGAGUUUGCAAAAAGAAGAUUCUCAUUAUCUGCUCACGCAAAUAAGAGAAAAAAGAUAAAAAAGUCGAGAACCUUUUCUACGGUUUCAAGCCAAGCCUAAACUUCAACAUAUUUAAAUGUGCUCAUCUCACUUCUAAUGUUGUGUAGCAACCUGUUCAGACCACAAGUUCUCCUUAUUCCGAUCCUACUGGCUCGUCUGGGCGACUCUAUUCAGUGCCAGCGUCACCACUGGUUUUUUGUUCCCAUCUGAAUCUAUUCCCCGAAGUUAUUUGCAGACGUCCCGAAAUCGACAGUUUCCCGGCUGAUGGCCUUGGUUUGGGCCGCGUUCGGACUGACUUUUCUGGCGGUUUAUACGGCCAACUUGGCGGCUUUUAUGAUCACCCGUGUGCAGUUCUACGAUCUCAGUGGGAUCCAUGAUCCGAUGGUAGAAAAUUUGAUUUUUAGCAAGCCUUCGGAAAGGUACGGACUAGGUUGUCCAAAAAGUUCUUGCGGUUUUUUUUCCGACUUCAAACGAUUUUUAUUCAGAUGAAAAAGUUUCCGAAACUACGAAAAAUUUAAUUAACUCGGUUUGAAAUUAAACGGCUACACUACAAAACUAAAUCAGACCAGAUUCUUUGAAAAAAUUUUAAUCUUCACUAAGCCAGCUUAAAAUUUCGUAAAAAAAUCUUUUUCAAGUAGUUUUCUGAUGAAAAUAUUCCCUAAUGGUAGAUUACCAUAAAAUAAAUCGCUUUAGCUUAAAAGUGAGAUCUAAAGGAUUCCUACAAGGGUAUUUUUCCGGAAGAAAGACAAAAAAGGGGUUUAUUUUUAAUCGUACCUCUAUUUGGUUCAGCUCACCUAUCCGCAAGAUCAAAAGCCGCCAUUCCGAUUUGGCACCGUCGAUGGCGGCAACACCCACGAAACGAUGAAGCGCAACUGGCAGAAGUUGUCACUUUAGGGAUGUUCUGAACACUUUCAAUCUUUCAGUAUGCAUGAGUACGUGAAAAAGAAUAAAUUCUUUCGGAUGAAUAUUUCCGCUGGAGUCGACGCCGUCAAAAAUGAGUUUUUCAUCAAUUCAUCGCGAAAUUUCUUCAUUUUCCUUUUUAGAGAGCUUGACGCCUUCAUUUACGAUGCUGUUGUUCUGGAUUAUUGGGCGGGAAAAGACGCCAACUGCGCUCUGAUGACUGUGAGUUUCCCCUAGAGGGAUUUGGCUCAUUCAAGUUCGUCUCUGAGGUCGGGAAAUGGGCCAGUAUGACGGGUUACGGUAUCGGCUUUCCGAAGAACUCACCGUACACUUCCGUCGUCAAUCAGUACAUGCUACAGUAUCAGCAGAAAGGUUUUAGUAGAUGAGGAGUGAACUUUUCUUGGAAUCUCACAACGAAAUUCAAAAAGAAAAAGAAAUCAAUGUUUGAUCUUCAAAAUCUUUAAAGUAUAAUACGUACCAAUCUCAAGAAUUUUUCUCUCUCAUGCUUCUAUCAGCUUCCAGGAGACCUCGAACGCCUCCAGAACUUCUGGCUGACUGGCGCCUGUUCUCCUGACAGCCACAGUCAAACUCAUUCGGCGCCUCUAGGAAUCGAGAAUUUCCUCUCGGCUUUCGUUCUUCUGGCUGGUGGAAGUGUUCGUUUCUCACAUGGAACUUUAUUCAAACUUGGUGUAACGUUUUUAAAAAUGCUCAUUGUCUAA